AUGAUUACUUCCCGGCUUCUCAUGACCCUGGCUGCUGCCAGCAUGGUCUCCGCUCAGGCCACUGUCACCUCCAUGUUUAUUUUCGGUGCUGAUCCGCAAUCUCUGGUCGCUUCCAUCGCGGGCAAUGAUGCCACCGCGACAACAUACGUCGUCAACUGCCCUCCUGGCACCGAUGGUAGUGACUGCGGGAUGGGUCCCGGACUGACCCUCGUUGCCGGUCCGACGACCUCCGUGUUCAUGAUGGACGAGCCGACGGAGAAUUUCCAUUGGACUGUCACCUGCUCUGUCGGUGGAACGACCACUGCUGUCUGCACUGAAACGGCCAGCGGUACUGGGGCCAAUUUCCCUGGUACCAGUGCUACGACUUAUUCGGAUGACUUGCCUCUGUUGAAGGUGACUAUCACUGCUGGGUCUGUUACAGGUACGGUGGGAUCUUCUGCAUCGAGUUCUGCUACCGAUACCGCUGCCAUGGCCACAGCCACGGCUACAGCUACAGCCACGGCUACGGGCACCACUACAACUACAAACAAGCCCUCUUCUACAGAGUCUUCAUCGAAUACUUCGCAUAGCUCGUCGGCUGUGAGUACGGGAGGAAUGCCAAAGGUGACCGGCACUGCUGGAACUGGAGUUCUCUUGGGAGCUGCGGCGAUGGCUCUGGGCAUUGCUGCUCUGUGA
Messenger RNA from Aspergillus clavatus NRRL 1, 675 nucleotides. RefSeq names its product putative GPI anchored protein. The record is from RefSeq and is a predicted model, not a curated record. The transcript has 3 exons. NCBI's taxonomy places the organism in Eukaryota, Fungi, Ascomycota, Eurotiomycetes, Eurotiales, Aspergillaceae. The coding region runs from base 1 to 675 and encodes 224 amino acids.